ACAACUUUUUGUCACAGGCCAUUGGUCGCAUUUAUCCAGCUCUGGCCUUUUUUAACCACCACGGUCAUUAUACCUCCUCCCCGUCUCUCUGUCCCUCUCAGUCCACUUUCUUUCCUCCUUCACUUCAUUUAAAGGAGAGCCCAUCAGGUCUUUGUGAUGCUUUCACUAUUUUGAUUGAUAAAUUGACAGAAAGAGUCAGCUAUCAUUGGCGCCACUCGAUAUCAACACUUUGUGGACACUUCACUGAGCCCGCCCACUCCCUUGCUCAACUGGCAAGCAUUCGCUAUCUUAACUCUGGAGCAGGUGGAUUGGUCUUUAUGGUCGGGAAAGCAUCUCAUGCUCUGGGUUCCUUUUCAUCAACCAUCUCAUGUCGACGGUAAUACUUGAAGUUAUACUGCUAGAGAACCCUAUUAGCCGCAGAUUUUGAUCAGGAAAGAAUUUUGUGUCUUAAAAGUUGAGCAAUGAUAGAAAGGCAGUUGAACAAAAUAAUAUUCGAAAUACUGGAGAUACUAGCUUGAAGUUGAUAAAAUAAACAAAAAUAAACUUGUCAUUGAAAAAUCAGAGAAUCGUCACCCUUUGACUCAUUGAAAUCAUUUUUUACCUGUAUCUAUGGACAGUAGUCGUGAAUUUUCAGGAGAGGAUCCAGGAACUCCGUCUCCACGCCACGAAACAAGCAAGAUGCGUCAAUCACCAGAUCGUCCGAGUCAUCACACAGCUCGCCCCGCCGCAUCUCUGGCGUCGCAGCCACUCCGCCCUGCUCACUAUCAUGACGAUGAGGACCACUACAGAACGCACAGCCCUCCUCCGAGCCAGCCUAGGGCGAAGGGAUUCAGUAUCGAGAGCAUUCUAUCUCCGACGGACAAGCACCAGAAAUCACCGAGGUCGCCACCGAUGUCACCCCCGAGUCCGUCAAAGUCGACCAACGGGUGCAGUGAUGGACCUCUGUACAGCAGCUCUCGACAUCCUCUCUCGCCGACAGGUCCCGGGCUUGGACGGGCGGCGUUAGAUGAGCUUGCCGCACACAGAGCAGCGGCUCUCCAUAUCCCGACUGCUGCACUCCCCUUUUCUCACCUAGCACACAAUCCUGCAUUUUAUGCCUGGAUGCAUGGGGCGUCCUUCUUGCACUAUCACGGCAUGCCGGGAUUCAGCUCUCACCCACCGAUAGCCCAGCCGUUGACCAACAGUAGCCGCCUUGCUAUGGCAAAGGACAUCUCGCCUAGACCAACUCAAUCUCAUAGCAGCUUCGGAGAGGAAAGCGGCGAAAAAGAUAGCCGUGAUCGCGAAUCACCAGAUCCUGAGCUCCGUCGAAAUGACGGACAUGAAGAGGACGAUGACGACGACGAUGACCCGUCUCCACAAAAGAAGAAGAAAAAGACGAGAACUGUAUUUUCGCGGAGUCAAGUGUUCCAGCUUGAAUCGACGUUUGAAGUCAAGCGUUAUCUGUCGAGUUCUGAGCGGGCUGGACUGGCAGCAAAUCUUCACCUGACGGAGACCCAAGUAAAGAUAUGGUUCCAGAACCGUCGUAAUAAGUGGAAGCGACAGAUGGCCGCCGAGCUGGAGGCCGCAAAUCUGGCUCACGCAGCUCAGAUACGCGCUCAAGCGAACCUCGCGCAGGCCAGCGCUGCACACGCCCAUGCGCAUGCGCAACGCAUGGUCCGCGUACCAAUUCUUUACCAUGAGAAUCAUUCUAACACUGGUUCGAGCAUGCACUCGCCUAAUGUCUUGCCUUUCCCUAUGCCCUACCAUGGAUCGUACCAUCAAAUUAACUCCUCAUCAACGUCAACAUCAUCGGCAAGAUCACCGCCGUCGACGAGUAUCGUCACAUGAAAUUUAUAAUGCGCCGUUAGUGGAACGAUAUUAUUCUUUAGUAAAGGAAAAUGUUCUUGAUUUUCUAGGGCAAACUAAGGUAUAUGCAUGUGUCCUUAUUCAGAAAGAAAGUGAUAGAUGGUAGGCGGAUGAAGUUUUCAGAGUGCUGCGAUUAUGGGUUGUAAAACAACUCGAUUUAUUUAUUGUAUUGAUGGACUCCGGAUGGACUUGCAGAGUAACCAAAGAAUGAUAAAAGCCUAGAGUUUUUAUCUUUUGAAAUUUGGAUCUGCUUUCUGGUAACGUUAUCAUUAACUCUAACUAUCACUGUUUCGACGAGCAGUACCCUCCAACAUUAAAAUGAUAUAUACCAUAACAAUUAUGUAAAUCGUGUAUCAAGUGUACCUGAAUCCAUGAGGGAUUUGCUGUAUAUUGGUUUUAAUAUCUUAAAAAUGGCUCUGAUACGUAAACGAAUUUGAUUAAAGCUUAAAGCAUAUUUAUAUUAAUAAAAAUCAUCAUUAGUAAAAUUUAUUUUCCACAAAUUUGAAUCUCGUGAUUUAGAUUUUCCCAUCAAUGUUUCGUUUUCCCCGAUCUCUCUCGAAUCAACAGCUUUGAUCCAUUGAGUAACAACGUACCUGGGGUGGUAUUCUGAGAUGCAUUUUAUCUCAGAUAAAAUAAAAUAUUUUAUCUCCGUUAAAAUCAGUGAGAUAAAA
Lytechinus variegatus (green sea urchin) is the source of this 2516-nucleotide messenger RNA. Its product is annotated as homeobox protein Hmx. Bases 610 to 1827 code for a protein of 405 amino acids. The transcript is spliced from 2 exons. Gene Ontology annotation, biological process: regulation of transcription by RNA polymerase II. Gene Ontology annotation, molecular function: RNA polymerase II transcription regulatory region sequence-specific DNA binding; DNA-binding transcription factor activity, RNA polymerase II-specific. Gene Ontology annotation, cellular component: nucleus. Lineage: Eukaryota; Metazoa; Echinodermata; Echinoidea; Temnopleuroida; Toxopneustidae. The record is from RefSeq and is a predicted model, not a curated record.